This is a messenger RNA of Thamnophis sirtalis, 381 nucleotides long. NCBI's taxonomy places the organism in Eukaryota, Metazoa, Chordata, Lepidosauria, Squamata, Natricidae. The record is from RefSeq and is a predicted model, not a curated record.
AUGGUAGGUACCAAUCUCUUAAGGGUGCUCUACGAUACUAUGGAUUUUGAGGAGCUGGUGUCCACUUCCAUUCUGCACGGGGCUCCCUCUAUAUUGACAUCCAUCAUUCCUACAUUCACACAGAAUAUUCGAGAAAAUAUUCGAAUAGUUGGAGGACAAAUAAAAUUAUUAAGAUGGAUAUAUGAAUAUAUUCGUUUGCCAAUAUUUCCUUUGUAUGGAAACUUUCCAGGUAAACUGCAGAUAUAUUUUGGAGAUCCUAUUCCAUAUGAUCCAAACACAACAGCAGAAGAACUAGCCAAAAAAGUAAAGAAUGCAUUACGGUGUUUAAUAGACAAACAUCAGAAAAUACCAGGAAAUGUGUGGAGAGCUUUGAUGGCAUGA